Pan troglodytes (chimpanzee) is the source of this 4831-nucleotide messenger RNA. RefSeq names its product TAO kinase 3 (gene TAOK3). Gene Ontology annotation, cellular component: cytoplasm. Gene Ontology annotation, molecular function: ATP binding; protein serine/threonine kinase activity. The record is from RefSeq and is a predicted model, not a curated record. Lineage: Eukaryota; Metazoa; Chordata; Mammalia; Primates; Hominidae. The coding region runs from base 1239 to 3635 and encodes 798 amino acids. The transcript has 23 exons. Gene Ontology annotation, biological process: protein phosphorylation; regulation of cytoskeleton organization.
CUGGCAGGAGCCGCACCUCGGACAGCAGCAGCGGCGGCGGCCGCGGGAGGGUCCUUGUGGCGCCGGGCGGCGGGGUCCUGCGUGGAGAGUGGGACGCAACGCCGAGACCGCGAGCAGAGGCUGCGCACAGCCGGAUCCGGCACUCAGCGACCGGACCCAAGGAUCCGCCGGGGAACAAGCCACAGGAGAGCGACUCAGGAACAAGUGUGGGAGAGGAAGCGGCGGCGGCGGCGCCGGGCCCGGGGGUGGUGACAGCAGGUCUGAGGUUGCAUCAUAAAUACAAAGGACUGAAGUUAUAAAAGAGAAAAGAGAAGAUUGCUGCUAAAAUGAAUCUGAGCAAUAUGGAAUAUUUUGUGCCACACACAAAAAGCAUCUGGCACAAUGUUUUUGUUUGGUUUGGUUUGGUGUUGUAAAGAGAGAGGAUCUUGCUAUGUUUGCCAGGCUGGUCUCAAACUCCUGGUCUCAAGUCAUCCUCUCACCUUGGCCUCCCAAAGCAUUAGGAUUACAGACAUGAGACAUCACACCCAGCCCCAGCACAAUGUUGAAUAUACUGAAGAUUUACCCCCCAAAAAAAACUGUCAAUGAGAAAUAAAGCUAACUGUGAUAUCAAAAAGCAGAGCCUGCUCUACUGGCCAUCAUGCGUAAAGGGGUGCUGAAGGACCCAGAGAUUGCCGAUCUAUUCUACAAAGAUGAUCCUGAGGAACUUUUUAUUGGUUUGCAUGAAAUUGGACAUGGAAGUUUUGGAGCAGUUUAUUUUGCUACAAAUGCUCACACCAAUGAGGUGGUGGCAAUUAAGAAGAUGUCCUAUAGUGGGAAGCAGACCCAUGAGGCUGGAUGAGGUGGCUUAGGCCUGUAAUCCCAGCACUUUGGGAAGCCAAGGCUGGAGGAUCGCUUGAGCCCAGGAGCUCAAGACAAGCCUGGGCAAUAUGGUGAGACCCCACCUCUACAAAACAUCAAACAAACUAGCUGGGUGUGGUGGUGUGUGCCUGUAGUCCAGCCACUCGGGAGGCUGAAGUGGGAAGAUUGCUUGAGCCUGGGAUGUGGAGGCUUCAGUGAGCUGUGACUGCAACACUGUACUCUAGCCUGGGUGCCUGAAAAGGAAAAAAACUAUUUUGCAGACCAGAACAUGGAAAUGGCAAGAUAUUCUUAAGGAAGUUAAAUUUUUACGACAAUUGAAGCAUCCUAAUACUAUUGAGUACAAAGGCUGUUACUUGAAAGAACACACUGCUUGGUUGGUGAUGGAAUAUUGCUUAGGCUCAGCCUCUGAUUUAUUAGAAGUUCAUAAAAAACCACUUCAGGAAGUGGAGAUCGCUGCCAUUACUCAUGGAGCCUUGCAUGGACUAGCCUACCUACAUUCUCAUGCAUUGAUUCAUAGGGAUAUUAAAGCAGGAAAUAUUCUUCUAACAGAGCCAGGUCAGGUAAAACUAGCUGAUUUUGGAUCUGCCUCAAUGGCUUCUCCUGCCAACUCCUUCGUGGGCACACCUUACUGGAUGGCUCCAGAGGUGAUCUUAGCUAUGGAUGAAGGACAGUAUGAUGGGAAAGUUGAUAUUUGGUCACUUGGCAUCACUUGUAUUGAAUUGGCGGAACGGAAGCCCCCCCUUUUCAACAUGAAUGCAAUGAGUGCCUUAUAUCACAUUGCCCAGAAUGACUCCCCAACGUUACAGUCUAAUGAAUGGACAGACUCCUUUAGGAGAUUUGUUGAUUACUGCUUGCAGAAAAUACCUCAGGAAAGGCCAACAUCAGCAGAACUAUUAAGGCAUGACUUUGUUCGACGAGACCGGCCACUACGUGUCCUCAUUGACCUCAUACAGAGGACAAAAGAUGCAGUUCGUGAGCUAGAUAACCUACAGUACCGAAAAAUGAAAAAAAUACUUUUCCAAGAGACACGGAAUGGACCCUUGAAUGAGUCACAGGAGGAUGAGGAAGACAGUGAACAUGGAACCAGCCUGAACAGGGAAAUGGACAGCCUGGGCAGCAACCAUUCCAUUCCAAGCAUGUCCGUGAGCACAGGCAGCCAGAGCAGCAGUGUGAACAGCAUGCAGGAAGUCAUGGACGAGAGCAGUUCCGAACUUGUCAUGAUGCACGAUGACGAAAGCACAAUCAAUUCCAGCUCCUCCGUCGUGCAUAAGAAAGAUCAUGUAUUCAUAAGGGAUGAGGCGGGCCACGGCGAUCCCAGGCCUGAGCCGCGGCCUACCCAGUCAGUUCAGAGCCAGGCCCUCCACUACCGGAACAGAGAGCGCUUUGCCACGAUCAAAUCAGCAUCUUUGGUUACACGACAGAUCCAUGAGCAUGAGCAGGAGAACGAGUUGCGGGAACAGAUGUCAGGUUAUAAGCGGAUGCGGCGCCAGCACCAGAAGCAGCUGAUCGCCCUGGAGAACAAGCUGAAGGCUGAGAUGGACGAGCACCGCCUCAAGCUACAGAAGGAGGUGGAGACGCAUGCCAACAACUCGUCCAUCGAGCUGGAGAAGCUGGCCAAGAAGCAAGUGGCUAUCAUAGAAAAGGAGGCAAAGGUAGCUGCAGCAGAUGAGAAGAAGUUCCAGCAACAGAUCUUGGCCCAGCAGAAGAAAGAUUUGACAACUUUCUUAGAAAGUCAGAAGAAGCAGUAUAAGAUUUGUAAGGAAAAAAUAAAAGAGGAAAUGAAUGAGGACCAUAGCACACCCAAGAAAGAGAAGCAAGAGCGGAUCUCCAAACAUAAAGAGAACUUGCAGCACACACAGGCUGAAGAGGAAGCCCACCUUCUCACUCAACAGAGACUGUACUACGACAAAAAUUGUCGUUUCUUCAAGCGGAAAAUAAUGAUCAAGCGGCACGAGGUGGAGCAGCAGAACAUUCGGGAGGAACUAAAUAAAAAGAGGACCCAGAAGGAGAUGGAGCAUGCCAUGCUAAUCCGGCACGACGAGUCCACCCGAGAGCUAGAGUACAGGCAGCUGCACACGUUACAGAAGCUACGCAUGGAUCUGAUCCGUUUACAGCACCAGACUGAACUGGAAAACCAGCUGGAGUACAAUAAGAGGCGAGAAAGAGAACUGCACAGAAAGCAUGUCAUGGAACUUCGGCAACAGCCAAAAAACUUAAAGGCCAUGGAAAUGCAAAUUAAAAAACAGUUUCAGGACACUUGCAAAGUACAGACCAAACAGUAUAAAGCACUCAAGAAUCACCAGUUGGAAGUUACUCCAAAGAAUGAGCACAAAACAAUCUUAAAGACACUGAAAGAUGAGCAGACAAGAAAACUUGCCAUUUUGGCAGAGCAGUAUGAACAGAGUAUAAAUGAAAUGAUGGCCUCUCAAGCGUUACGGCUAGAUGAGGCUCAAGAAGCAGAAUGCCAGGCCUUGAGGCUACAGCUCCAGCAGGAAAUGGAGCUGCUCAACGCCUACCAGAGCAAAAUCAAGAUGCAAACAGAGGCACAACAUGAACGUGAGCUCCAGAAGCUAGAGCAGAGAGUGUCUCUGCGCAGAGCACACCUUGAGCAGAAGAUUGAAGAGGAGCUGGCUGCCCUUCAGAAGGAACGCAGCGAGAGAAUAAAGAACCUAUUGGAAAGGCAAGAGCGAGAGAUUGAAACUUUUGACAUGGAGAGCCUCAGAAUGGGAUUUGGGAAUUUGGUUACAUUAGAUUUUCCUAAGGAGGACUAUAGAUGAGAUUAAAUUUUUUGCCAUUUACAAAAAAAAAAAAAAAAGAAAACAGAAAAAAAUUCAGACCCUGCAAAACCACAUUCCCCAUUUUAACGGGCGUUGCUCUCACUCUCUCUCUCUCUUACUCUUACUGACAUCGUGUCGGACUAGUGCCUGUUUAUUCUUACUCCAUCAGGGGCCCCCUUCCUCCCCCCGUGUCAACUUUCAGUGCUGGCCAAAACCUGGCCGUCUCUUCUAUUCAUAGUACACGUCACAGUAUUGAUGUGAUUCAAAAUGUUUCAGUGAAAACUUUGGAGACAGUUUUAACAAAACCAAUAAACCAACAACAAAAAAAGUGGAUGUAUAUUGCUUUAAGCAAUCACUCAUUACCACCAAUCUGUGAAAGUAAAGCAAAAAAUAAUAAUAAUAAAUGCCAAGGGGGAGAGAGACACAAUAUCCGCAGCCUUACACCUUAACUAGCUGCUGCAUUAUUUUAUUUUAUUUUAUUUUUUUGGUAUUUAUUCAUCAGGAAUAAAAAAAACAAAGUUUUAUUAAAGAUUGAAAAUUUGAUACAUUUUACAGAAACUAAUUGUGAUGUACAUAUCAGUGGUGACAUAUUAUUACUUUUUUGGGGAUGGGGGGUGGGUGGGGUGAAGAGAUCUUGUGAUUUUUAAGAACCUGCUGGCAAGAGUUUAACUUGUCUUCAGCAUAUUCUGAUUGUAUCAUAAUCAUUUUCUGCUGUUGCAGAGGAUGUGAAUACACUUAAGGAGCUCACAGAAUCCCAGUAGCACAAAUUGGGCUUUGGCAAAUCGUGUAUUUUGUGUAUAGAAGGAAUUUAAGGAGAGGUAUUACUUAUUUUCAUAUUGUAUUUUAACUGUUUCUCUGAUCAAAUUUUUUUACUUCCUCCUCCUGUUCCUCCCCACCUCCCUCCUUUUCCAAUUCAGUAUUUGGAGUUCAACACUGUCUCUCAAUCAGAUCAUCUUGAUCUUUUUCUUUAUCUCCCUUCCCCUUCCUAAGUCCCAUUUCUUGGUCAUAAAUAUUGCAUUAUUCACACUUUCAAACUGUGUAUUUUCUUACAAUAAAAAAUGAUGAGAAAAAAAAAGGCUUUACUUCUUUUGCAUGCACUUUAAAAACAAAACAAAACAUUUUUCAGGUUCCAAGGAAGAGCAUGAUAACUGUCAGAGCUUUUAAUUAUAUUUGUAAAUAAAAGUGUUCAUCACAUC